Messenger RNA from Magallana angulata, 3918 nucleotides. Its product is annotated as steroid 17-alpha-hydroxylase/17,20 lyase-like. The transcript has 10 exons. Gene Ontology annotation, molecular function: steroid 17-alpha-monooxygenase activity; heme binding; iron ion binding. Lineage: Eukaryota; Metazoa; Mollusca; Bivalvia; Ostreida; Ostreidae. The record is from RefSeq and is a predicted model, not a curated record. Gene Ontology annotation, biological process: hormone biosynthetic process; progesterone metabolic process. Bases 453 to 1685 code for a protein of 410 amino acids.
UUGUACGCAUAAAAAUGUGUUUGCAAACCAAUAUGUAUUUGUAUAAAGCUAAAUCUCUUCUAUACAAAUGCAUGUUUUUCUUACUAAAAAGGAUUGUUUCUAUAAUAGAAUAACACACACAGAGAAAGGAAUAAAAGAUUCAAUCAUGUUGACGUUGUCCAUGAACACCCAGACCAUUUUGGCGGGAAUGAGCAUUGGUCUUUUUGUGUACUACGUCAUCAAACGGAUGCGAUAUCGUCUGCCACCUGGACCAUGGUGUAUCUCACUAGUUGGACACUAUAAAAAUAAAUAAUUUCAUUCCACAUAUAGAGAUACAUGUAGCAGUUUAUUCAUCGCCUGAGAUUCACGUAAAAAUCGCAAAGCUUGCAAAGGAAUACGGUCCUAUAGUCCGGCUGUCUGUUGGUCCCCAAACCUGGGUUGUUCUAAAUGACAUCAACUCUGUGCUGGAAGCAAUGGUAACGAAAAAGACCGAUUUUGCUGGAAGACCACAGAUUACAUCAGGUGAUGUGUUUACGGAAGGAGGAAAGGAUAUAACCCUGGCUAAUUAUUCAGCUUCCUGGAAAUUACAUAGGAAAAUAGUCGGAAAGGCCCUAAGGAAUUAUCUUCAAGGGGAUUUAUUGGAAAACAUGAUUCAAGACAAUAUGAAUAAAUUUUUGGACAAGAUGGCCGAAGAGAAAGGACCGUUCGUUUUCAAAGAAUACAUGGAUCUGAUAAUUUUUCAUCAACUGUACACAAUAUGUUUUGGAGAAAAACGUCCUGUAGAUGACCCGGAGGUGAAAAGAUUUAUUAAAUUAGACAAUGAUCUGCUGGAGAAAUUUGGUUCGGGUUUCUUUGAAGACGUAUUUCCCUAUCUGAGACACAUCUUUACGACGGCUAAAUGGAAGAAAAUGCUUGUUUUGACAGAAGAAGUGCUGAACAUUCUCCGGAAGAAUUUGAAAGAACACAAAGAAACUUUCCAGCCAGGAGUCAACAGGGACUUUACAGACAGCAUGCUUAUCGCCAAACAGGAAGCGAAGGAUGAGGGCGAUGAGGCGGCCCUGGAGAUCUUGGAUGACACGCACCUGGUUCAGACAAUAUCUAAUAUCUUCAUUGCGGGGGCAGACACUACUCGUUUCCUUAUUGACUGGUUCGUUUAUUUCAUGACACGAUUUCCGGAAACCCAAGCAAAAUGUCAGGAGGAAAUUGACAGAGUUGUUGGAUCGAAGCAACUUUCAAUGAAGGACAGAGGCAAUUUAGAUUACACCGAGGCCUGUAUAUUUGAGACGAUGCGAAUUUCAAAUUCUGUUGGUUUUGGGAUUCCACACAUGACAGUCUGUGAUUCACAAGUUGGGGGAUACGAUGUUCCAAAAGGCACCACUGUACUUAUCAAUUACUGGGCGCUUCACCAUGACCCUAAACAAUGGAAGGACCCAGAACAAUUUGACCCACAUCGCUUUCUCGAUGAAAACGGCAAAAUGAAACCCACCAAACCAGACAGUUGGCUUCCCUUUUCUGUCGGACGCCGAGUUUGUUUGGGAGAAUCUUUGGCCAAAUCAGACAUCCUACUGAUAUGUGCCAAUCUUCUACAGCGAUUUGAAAUAAGUCUCCCAGAGGGCGUGAAGCCGAAUUUAGAGUGUCAUAUGAAGGGAUUUGGUAUGGAAAUGCCACCUGAUUACAAAAUCGUGGUCAAAGAAAGAUCUGGGUGAUCAAACAUGGUUAUGGACUAGUUUAAUUGUACGUGUACAUUAUUUGCACGAUGUAGGAUGAUGAUGAUUAUUACAUAUGCAAUUUUUUCAAAAGAAAUGUGUUUCUAGCGUCUUUCAUUAUAUUUCUUUCCAAUGAUCUGCAAACGGAUCCUUUUUUGGUUAUAUAACUUCAACUUAAUUUGAAAAACACUAUAACGACCUACACUGUCUGGAAUAGAUAAAUGUACUUUAAGCUCAUUUUGUUGGAACAACUGUUUAAAAAUUACAAGUUCAACAAUUCAUUUUAAAUAUACUUCUCUUUAUAAUUUCAGUGUCUAGCAACGAUCGAUUUUUAUAGAAUAUUCCAUAAAUAAAUACGUUAAAAUCCUUUUCUAUAUGAUCGUAUUCGAUCAAAUAUUCAAAGCUUGCAAUUUAAUAGUGAUGUUUUCUUUUGUUUUUGCCCAACCGAACAAAGUAUUUCUAGAAGUAUUUUAUUUAAGAAAACAGCAACAAACACAGACUUCUAUGAAUGAUAGAAGCAAAUCUGUUUACACCGAGGCCUGUAUGUUUGAAUCGAUGAGAUUUUCGAUUGUUGUAGGCAAAGGGGUCCAAUACAUGACAAUGUCUUUUUUUUCAUGAUGUUUGUCACACUGGCGUAAAGAGCAGGGGCCCGUUUCACUAAAAGGCGUACGCCCGGCGUAACCUUACGCUUGUUGUAAGUCCGGACUUAAGUCAAAUAUUUGGACUAAGGUCCGUUUCACUAAAAGGCGUAACUUUGCGCCCGCCUUAAGUUAAGACAAAAAUCUACGCCUGGCCAAGGGUAGUCGUAACUUAUGGCGUAAACAGGAAUUCUGUUUCUGAGAAUAUCGAUGCUGACCGUAAUGUUAAAUUGAACAAUUUCUCAUGUAAAUUUUAUUAAUUGCAUAUGAAAUUAAGAAAAUAAAGAGUUUUGAUAGGUGGUACCAAUUCUCGAAUAGAAACUUUCUUACCAUGUUUUAUGCACAUUCUUUUUAAAUAUGCACUUGCCGUUUACAAGCUAAAAUGACAUAUUUAGACAAUCGAUAUAUAGUUUUCAUUCGAUUAUUUUUAUUCAAAUAUUGGAUUCACGUUUCAUAUUUUUUAGUAAAUUGGGCAAUGAAUAAUGCAGAAAAUAUAUAUACAUGAUGAACAUGUAGUACAAAGGUAUAUUUGUAUAAGAAAUGUCUAGCAUUUUAAGCAUUUCACCCCCCCCCCCCCCAACUUCCACGCAAAAUAUGUGUGAGCGGGAUAUAUUAAAACUCACUAAGUGGAUUUUUGACUUUUAUAUUUUCCUCUUUUUUUAUUUCAUUUUUGAUGAGUAAAUUUUUAAGUAUUGUUAAAAUGUAAAUAUCAAAAUAUGAUGAAAGCUCCAACUAUGUUUUAGAGUCGUCAAAAGUCCCUAGUUUUUUUUUAAUAUUAGAUAAUGUAUUUAUCAUACAACCGAUGCAAAACACUGACUCCAGAUUAAAAAGAUUUUAUUUCGUAGGCUAUAUACACCUACUCUUUAUUAACUUCAAAUAUGUAUGAAGCCUCGUUUAAUAUAUUUAAUACAAAUGUAAGUGUACUUGAGUCCACAACAGGUCUGACAUAUACAUUUGUACCUUGGAUCUGAUAACUUUAGUGAAACAUUUACAAAUAAACGUGCAAGCACUUAUGGUUUGUAUGUUCCCUUUCACUUAAAUAAUUAGAAAAAAACUAACUUCGGAAACAAAUUGUGUAAAAAAGAUUAAACUUGGAAUUUAUCAAUUAUUUCCUAGGUCAUUUUUGCUCCACAUUUUACAUUAACACAAAUCUUAAAAAGAAAGGAAUAAAUAUAUUUAUCCGAGCCUCUUCGGGGUUUUUUUCCGGUUUUUUUUUUGCAUGAAAUAUUAAAAUUUCGUUAUUUUUAGUAUCUGUUGUAUGGUUGUUCGAUCGAUGCUUGCUUAAUAUUGUCCAAUUCAUGGUUAAAAAGCUCAUUACUGCAUAACUUCGCUAUAUAUUUCUAUUUUAAACAAAUUCACUGAUUUUCUUUCAAUGAUAUAGCAAGAGGAAACCAGAGAAUUUGAUUAAAAAAUAUUUAUACUCGGGCCAUAAUUGACGCAUGAUCAAAAGAAAAUUCCAAGGGUGUUUGGAGUAUGCAUGGUGAAAUCACCGAAGAUAUCGAUAACAAAAUAGUUUCUGUUGAGUUAAUAAUUUUGAAUGUACAUAUCCUAUAUGCUUCAUCAAAUAUAUCUUUCAAAUAAAACAUUUUAGCAAG